CAGAGGCUGCUGAGUGGGAAGAAUGUCCCCCCGCGGCCGCCGUCCCUCCAGCUUGUUACAUUGUUGCAGAUCAGCUGUGUGGGAACUGCUGGAGCCGGUGGGAGGAGAGGAAGCAGCAGCAGCAGCAGCAGCAGAGCCCGGGGAGGGAGGUGAGCAGGGUCCGGGAAGCAGUGUACCCAGCCGCAGCUGCAGUUUACAUGGUUUAUAAGGUGAACUGAAACACUGGAUGUAGAAGCGGGUUAAGCAGAUCCACACAAGAUGACCCAUGUUCCAAUUGAUCAAUCGAACCUUCCUCGUGUCAACGAAGUUUGCCGGGACUUUGCAGUUCUUGAAGAUGGGGCACUGGCUCACUGCUUGCAGGAACAGGAAAUUGAGCAGCAUUAUGCUUCUAACAUCCGGAAGAAUAAGCUGGUCCAGAAGGACAUCCGUAUAGCCAAGAAACUCCAGGAUGAAGAAGAUAAGCAUUGCAAAGUCUUUAGCCUGGAGAAACAGAAGCAAAUUGAAGAGUUAGACUCUGAAUACGCUCGGGCUAUUCAGGAAGAGCUGCAGAGGAAAGCACAGGAAUGCCUGCAGAGAGAAGAAGAAGACAAGGAAAUCGCGAAAAGAUUGCAACAACUGGAGGAGGAGGAGCUGCAGCGGAAUGCACAGGACCGAUCCCUGGGAGAACCCGGCAGCCUGGAGCAGCAAUACCUGACAUCUUUGGACAAUGAGGAGGAGGAAGGCUACCCCUUCCGCAGCGAGAGCUCUAAGCAUCCAAAUGCCGCAGAGUACAGACGAGGACAACGAAGCUCUGAGAGGGAGCAUAGCUCAAAGCAUCCCGAGGAACUUGCUAGCAGAAUGAAUCCCAGCCGCGUGUCUUUUGGCCAAGUCUACUAUGAUAGUAACAACAGCGCAAAAAAUCCCAAAACACCAGAGCUGUGGAUAGAGGCGGGCCGCAAAGAACAAGCGCAGUUUCACUACAGGAACCAGAGAAGCUCGUUGGAGAGAAGUCCAUGUCAUUCAAGUGGUACUGAGUUGCCACCUGGCCAUGAUAGGGAAUUGGGUUUAAAAGAAGAGAAUGUACGGGUCCAUAAAGAAAAGCAUGGCAAGCAUCAUUCUGAUCGGUGCCGACACUCCAGCUCGGACAGCGACGACUGCCCUGAGCAGUGUGUCAGGGACAAGAGGAGCCGACGGUCACAGUGGAACCAAAAUCGAGAUCAUGGCCACCAUCGACCAUCCAAUAACCCUUCCUGCAGGAUAUCCAGCCAUGUUUUGAGAACAGGUGAGGAGACCAGGCCGAGCUUUGGUAUAGAACCACUUGAGUGGAAGAUGGCAGACCUUGACGUCCAGAGCCCCGACCAGCUCUUAAAGGAUGAAGAAUUAGCUCGUCGGCUCCAAGAAGAGGAGGAGAAGCGCAUUGCAAAACUGAAAGGUCCCAGUCAGCACGAGGACUUCCGGGCGGCUCAGGUGGCACAAGAUGAGGAGAUUGCGAAGUACAUCCAGCGGCAGGAACUGAGAGCCCACCGGAGAUCCGAGGAGCUGGAUGUGCCCGAGGACAGUGAUGAUGAUGGCAGCAGUAUUUGUAGCUUCACUGAGCGGAGGAGCAUAGGAAUGAAGAAUGAUGUGCCUUCUUGUAACCAAGGACGGUUGGACUCCGAAGGUCUGGCAUCACCUACAGAGUGUCGCCCACCUGAGAAAACAGAAAUUUCCACAUUGGAAGGAGGUCCUGACCAGACCAAGCUGCGGUCGCCCAGGAAUAUUGCAGAGGAGCUUGACCCCACAUUCAAAUCAAAGGAUUCACCUACAGAAGUGUUUGCAGUCUGUCAGCAAGACUUUCCAGUCUCUGCCCAGACCCAGCCUGUCCCAGUUGAUGGAUUUUAUGACUACAUGGACGAUGGCGCGGAGCCAAUAUUUAUACCGCCAACAAAAAGGCAGGCGGAGAAAUUGGGACGCAGUAAACCCAAAGACAAGAAGGAGGGAUGCAAACAACAAUGACUUAUGUAGUUUUUUUUUGUUUGUUUUUUUGUUUUCUAUUAUUAUUAUUUGUUUAAUUUUCUAGCAGUCAUCCUAUUGCCAAACUUUUGUGUUCAGUGUCAGUUCAUCGUUGUGGACUAUCUUCAACGUGCGUCAACACAAGUGGUAUUAACUCAUUCAGGGAUGAAGACGAUAAUCUGAUAUUCUGCAUUCAGGUGCCUUAGGCAUUCCUUUGACUAUAGAGAAUGGCUGUUUUAAUAAUACAGAGCCGAACAUCUCCGUUCGGCUAUGAAGAAGCACAUUUUAGCAACCUACUGUCCUGUCUAUUAGAACAAUAUUAUUACUAGCUGUGUUCUAUAAAAUCUGCAUAUGAUAAGCAUUGUGGCUUAUUCAUCUGAACCAUCAUGUAUGUGAAUUUAUUAUUUUUUCCCCAGACUACAAUUAAAAUUAAUAUACAUUUUGAAAA
Pseudophryne corroboree (corroboree frog) is the source of this 2419-nucleotide messenger RNA. Its product is annotated as trichohyalin-like. The coding region runs from base 259 to 1974 and encodes 571 amino acids. The record is from RefSeq and is a predicted model, not a curated record. The transcript is spliced from 13 exons. Lineage: Eukaryota; Metazoa; Chordata; Amphibia; Anura; Myobatrachidae.